AUGCUCAUAGACCGUGUCUUCCCAGCUGUCAGAGCUGUUUGGCCAGGCGGUAAACGUCGUGCUAUAUUUGUGCAACAGGACAAUGCUGGUCCCCACGUCGUCGAGUAUGACCCUGUUGUAGCUGCCGCUGGCGUUCAAUAUGGUUGGACGCUAAAAGUAAGAUGUCAACCUCCCCGCUCCCCAGAUAUGAGCGUGCUCGACUUAGGUUUCUUCAAUUCAAUCCAGUCCCUCCAAUAUCAAGAGGCAACCUACACCAUCGACCAGCCAAUAGCCACUGUUGACCGUGCAUUCAAGGCAACUACGUCCACGACGCUUGAUCACUGUUUUAUGACGUUACAAAGCGUUAUGGAAACAGUGAUCAAGCACCACGGCAAGAACGACAACAAGUUUUAG
Phytophthora nicotianae INRA-310 is the source of this 393-nucleotide messenger RNA. RefSeq lists its product as hypothetical. The transcript has 2 exons. Bases 1 to 393 code for a protein of 130 amino acids. Gene Ontology annotation, molecular function: nucleic acid binding. The record is from RefSeq and is a predicted model, not a curated record. Lineage: Eukaryota; Oomycota; Peronosporomycetes; Peronosporales; Peronosporaceae.